CCAUUUUCUUUUCCUGCUUCGAAUAAUUUGUUAUUUUUUUACGUAAAAAUAUAUACGUUUUUAAAUAAUGUUUUACUGUUUAAAAUUAUAAAAAAAUUUACAAAAUGGGUUUAGAUUUUGAUGCAAUAGAAUAUAUUAAAAAAUUAAAAACAAAACAAGACGAUCCGCCGUUUGUUUGCCCGGUAGAAAAAUGUGGAAAAAAUUACAAAUCUGUUGUUGGAUUACAAUACCAUUUGGUGAAUUAUGAUCAUGAUAAUCCUCAACCGAUUACCCCAUUAGUAACACCAAGUCGUAAAAAAGGACGUUCUAGAGUUAAUGGUUCAACUCCUAAAACAUCUGGAGACCAAAAAUCUAUGCCAAAAGAAGCAGUUGUUUAUUGUGAAACUGAAGAUAUUAUACAAUUUCAUUUUCCCGACGGCAAAAGUGUAAAAGUAUCUGCUGUUGAACCUCUGCCAAUCAUAUCACAGGAGGAAUAUUUAGAUUUACUUGAGAAAAAUGGUGCAGUUCCAACACCAGAUAUUCCAUCAGAACCACAUUUAAAAUUACCAGAGGCUUCAUUUAAAGAAAUUGAGUUUUAUAAUAUAUGUGAUGCAUUACCAAGACCAAAUGCCUAUAUUAGAUUUAUAGAAAAAUCUGCUGAAGAACUUGAUGGUGAAGUAGAAUAUGAUGUUGAUGAGGAAGAUACAACUUGGUUAAGUAUGGUAAAUGAAAAAAGGGAAGAACAAGGAUUAAAUCCAGUCAGUAUCGACACAUUGGAACUUUUAAUGGAUAGAUUAGAAAAAGAAUCUUAUUUUCAAGCUGCAGCAAAUGGACAGAGUGGUGCACUUGUUGAUGAUGAUGCAAUUUGUUGUAUUUGCUUAGAUGGCGAAUGUCAAAAUACUAACGUAAUAUUAUUUUGUGACAUGUGUAAUCUUGCGGUUCAUCAAGACUGUUAUGGAGUUCCCUAUAUUCCAGAAGGUCAAUGGCUCUGUAGAAAAUGUUUACAAUCACCAAGUACUCCGGUAAAUUGUGUAUUGUGUCCUAAUACUGGUGGUGCGUUUAAACAAACCGACAGAGGUCAUUGGGCUCACGUUGUUUGUGCUUUAUGGAUACCAGAAGUGCGAUUUGCCAACACUGUGUUUCUUGAACCAAUAGAUUCGAUUGAAAUGAUUCCCCCGGCCCGAUGGCGACUUACAUGUUAUGUGUGUAAAGAGAAAGGCAUAGGGGCCUGCAUUCAAUGUCAAAGGAAUAGUUGUUAUGCAGCUUUUCAUGUUACUUGUGCUCAACAGGCUGGACUUUAUAUGCAUAUGGACACUGUUAAAGAUCAUAGUAACGAUUCACUAAAUGUAACCGUGCAAAAAUCGGCUUAUUGCCACGCACACACACCACCCGAAGCAAAAUUACGUAAAGAUAAAGAUGAAGAAGAACCGGACACGAGGCAUAAAAUGAAAAAAGCGAGAGAAGUUCUGGCGAAAAAACGCUCUACUGCGCCUGUUGUUUUAAUACCAACUAUUCCACCAGAUCGUGUUCAAGAAAUUUCUAGCCUAGUAACUAUUCAAAAGAAAACUCAAUUUAUAACAAAAUUAAUAGCGUAUUGGACGUUAAAACGUCAUUAUAGAAAUGGUGUUCCUUUAUUAAGGCGACUUCAAAGUCAAGGACAAAACCAUGGCGGUUUCAAUCGUAGUAACUACGAUAGGAAUACUUCAAAUGCAACAGAACUUUACCAACAAUUAAAAUAUUGGCAAUGUUUGAGGCAAGAUUUGGAGAGAGCUAGGUUAUUAUGUGAAUUAGUACGCAAAAGGGAAAAACUUAAAGUUACAUAUACAAAAUUACAUGAGCAAGUUGUAAUGCUUCAAAUAAAUCCUAUAGAAUCAGCCAUGUUAAAAUUAAUGGAAAAUCUUGUUUCAAAAGAUACAACACAAAUAUUUCUCGAACCCGUUGAUACUACAGAAGUGCCAGAUUAUUUAGAUAUUGUUAAAACUCCAAUGGAUUUGGGCACAAUGAAAGAAAAACUACUUGAAGGAAAAUAUUACACCUUAGAUGACAUGGAAUCAGACUUUGAUUUAAUGAUAAAAAAUUGUUUAGCCUAUAAUAACAAAGAUACGAUUUUUUAUCGUGCCGGCAUCCGGAUGCGAGAUCAAUGUGGUCCAUUAUUUAAACAAGUACGAACUGAACUAGCUGAACAAGGCUUAAUAGAUCCACCAAAAACCGAUGAUCUAAUAGCCCAAGAAAUAGAUAAUGAGUUAAAGCAAGUUUUAAAAAUUCAACCCCAAACCGAAAAUGAAAUUCAAAAAUUGUUAAUAUUAGUUGAUCAGUCUCAAGUUAUUAAAAAUCCGAGUCAUAGGACUCGAAAAAUUAAGCAAAUUAGAUUAGAGAUAUCUAAAAUGAGAAAAGCCAUUCUAAAAGCAAAAAUGGCAGCGAGAAAAGUUGCUAAAGAUAAACUAGUGAAUGGAAACGAAUCAUCACAAGAUGAAGAAGUUGAAGGAGAACCAAAAAACGACAUUCCCACAGCGACGCCACCGUGUAGCCCUUUGAAAAAUGCAUGUAAUAGUGCUUCUCCAUCUGGUGUUAAUAGAAGGACGGCGGUUUUAUUUACACGGAAAGCUCAAGCUGUGUCGAAAAAGCCUGAAAUAGCUUUAAAAGAAGAAUCAUCUUGUGAAACACCAGUUGCUGCAUUAGAAAAAAUCAAAUCGCCUAAGAGGCCAGGAAAAAAGCGUUUAUCGAAUGAUAAACCUAGAUCUAGUCCUUCUGGGAAUACUGUUUUGCAAAAUGGUAUUAGUCCAAAAAAAUCCCCACAAAAAGAAUAUAUAGAAGCAAUGCCAGAUAGCUUUCGCGUUUAUAGAGCCAAUGCAAAUAAAGAAAUUUCUGAAACAGAAGACAGUGAUUUAAGUGACCUCUCUGGUAGUCCGUGCAGUAGUUGCUCGGGUUUUGGUGUCAGUGGGUCAGAUUUAGAAUUUUAUACUAGUUCAGAUGAUGAUGGAACAUAUUCAGAGACUGAUGAAGAAUGCGAAGAAGAAGAAGAGGAAACAUCACAGAGUAUAAAUGAAAAUGAUACAAUAGAUAAUAAUAGGCAAAAUUCAAAUACACCAUCAAUAUUACAAAAUAAUAAUACAGAGACAUCAAAUACAAAUGAUGCCAGUGAAAAAGAACAAAUUGUAAUUGAAAAACCUCCAUUAGAACCAUUACAAUUAGUUUGGGCAAAAUGUCGUGGUUAUCCAUGGUAUCCAGCACUAAUAAUAGAUCCAGCAACACCAAAAGGUUUUGUUUAUAAUGGUGUACCAUUACCAGCGCCUCCUCAAGAUGUCUUAAAUCUACGAAAAAAUUAUGAAGAAGAAGUAUUUUUAGUUUUAUUUUUUGAUGUUAAAAGAACUUGGCAAUGGUUACCAAAUAAUAAAUUAGAAAUUUUAGGUAUAGAUAAAGAUCUUGAUCAAUCAAAAUUAGUAGAAUCUAAAAAACCACAAGAACGUAAAGCUGUUAAAAAAGCUUAUGCAGAUGCGUUAUUAUAUCAGAGUCAAGUAACUGAUUUAGAAGGACAAGGUCCUGAUCCGAUUAUGUAA
Condylostylus longicornis is the source of this 3536-nucleotide messenger RNA. RefSeq names its product bromodomain-containing protein homolog (gene Br140). Lineage: Eukaryota; Metazoa; Arthropoda; Insecta; Diptera; Dolichopodidae. Gene Ontology annotation, cellular component: MOZ/MORF histone acetyltransferase complex. The record is from RefSeq and is a predicted model, not a curated record. The transcript is spliced from 6 exons. Bases 105 to 3536 code for a protein of 1143 amino acids. Gene Ontology annotation, molecular function: protein binding. Gene Ontology annotation, biological process: regulation of transcription by RNA polymerase II.